AUGAGUACUGGUGAAGAACCAGAAGAGCCAAGAACGUCUGUUUUUUGCAGAAUUUCCGCAAGCUGCUGUUACUUACUGAUAUUGCUUGAAAGAAUUGGCAGAAGAUGUAAAUGUGCUUUUUAUUCGACAUAUUGUAGCGAAAUACCUUUGCGGGCUUGGAAUGACGACGUGGAUGCUCACUGUCGGAACGGCGGUAUCAUGGUCGGACAUCGAUGCGUCUGCCCCUAUCCGUAUACCGGAACAAGAUGCUUGGACUUUGCUUGCGUUCACGGCAUAUCGGUGGGAAUAAGAUACGAUCCGGACAGCUUAUUUUUCAACAAGCCUUGCAUCUGUGAUGAAGACUGGAGUGGUGAUCUGUGCGAUAUAUCCAAAACAAAUCAAGUCAAAUUUACUUCUCAGCCAACAUCUGUAGCUACUGCUACAUUAACGUUGUUGAUUUUUUUUUUUUUACCUGUACAUACUGCCUAA
This is a messenger RNA of Gongylonema pulchrum, 468 nucleotides long. The record is from the annotation of a GenBank genome assembly. Lineage: Eukaryota; Metazoa; Nematoda; Chromadorea; Rhabditida; Gongylonematidae.